CCCAGGCUCACAGCAGCAGCUGCAGCAGCCGCCUGCUACCUACCUCCCUGACUCUGACCUGCACCUGUAUCCUGGCAUAGACCUACAGCACCGGAGCAGUCAGAUCUUUGAUGUAGAAAGCCAGAAGAAGCUUUCUGGGAAGAAGAUCAGUUUGUCUUUGUUUUACGCUAAAAUAUGAAGACAAACCCAAGAUCAACACGGCGAAGACUGGAAAUCGACCUGGAGGAGGAAGAAGAGAGUCUGGAACAGCAAACUUCCAGCGAGGAUGAUAACGACAAGUGCUACGUGUAUAAGGAGAAGAGUAAAAGUAAGAGCCAUGAACCGGGCAAGAGCAGCAACCGCAGGAAGAGGCCAUCAUCCCAGGGGAAGGAGCACAGCACACGAAGACUGGAGAGCAAUGAACGGGAGAGGCAGAGGAUGCAUAAGCUCAACAACGCCUUCCAGGCUCUAAGAGAAGUCAUUCCACAUGUCAGAGCAGAGAAAAAAUUGUCCAAAAUUGAGACGCUCACCUUGGCCAAAAACUACAUAAAUACUUUAACGGCCACCAUAUUGAAUAUGUCCAGUGGAUGCUUGCCCAGUGUCCAGCCUACUGAUACACGGGGUGGUGGGAAGCUCUAUCAACAUUACCAGCAGCAACACGGAGAUGAGGACAGUGACGAACACUUAGAAAAAUACUCUACACAAAUCCACAGCUUUCGGCAAGGUAGUUGAUGUCGAGCUCAAUGGAUAUUUUUUUUUUUUUAACCUUAGUAUUGGGCAUACUGAAGAACCCUUCAAGACUUACAGCAAUGAUGUAUUAUACCUAAUAUUCCAUUCUGAAACCAAUCAUCUGCCAUAAGAGGUCAUGACCACGAUGAUAUAUAGUGGAUAAUUGGAUUGAGGAAGGGAUUUCAGGGUUGGUAGAGUGUGAAUGUUAUGUAAAUUAUUAAAUUAUGGGGUCGCAAUGAGCUGUAAUGUUAUAAUCACUGGUUUUAUGUGAGAUACUUUUAUCUUUAAAGGGGUUUUCUAGGGAGGUUAAAAUAAUAAAAGAAGCAUUACUCACCUCCACUGAUCCCCUGCUACUGCUGUACCAAUGCUGCUCUCCACCUCCUUGUCCUGGCUCAACAUGCUGGAAAUACUCAGCCAAUCAUUGGCCUUGGUGGUGACCUGACUCUGGCCUUUCCAGCAUGUUGAACAGAACAAGAGAUGGAGAACGGCUUCAGGGAAAUGGUUGGUGGAGUUAAUAUGUUUAAAAAAAAAAAAUUUGACCUGGUUUCUCCCCCCCCCCCCCAAAUCUCUCCACAAAACCCCUUUAAUGGUGGUGCCACACUACCUUUUUCUGGAUUGUACAAAGUGCCAUCAAAUUCAUAUAUUUGUUGUUUUUUUACAAGCCUUUUUUUGGUCGCAUUUUUUUCUGAUAGUGAAUUCUAUAGGAAAAUGUCUAAAAACCACUACACAAAAAAAAUAAAAAUGCAAGGAAACUAUUGUCACUAUGAAAAAAAAGAAACAAAAAAAUAAAAUAAAGUGUUUGUAGGGCGUUUUAUACAUUCCUAUUGGCCAGCUUGUAACAUCAACAGGUUUUUUUUUGCUGUCAAAAAAUGCAUAGUUUUUUUUUCUUUAAAUGUAAAAGACGUAGUGUGAAUCCGCCUAACAGACCGUUAUCAUUUUUGUAAGAAUAUCAACAUUAGCACUAGUGAGACACAUCCACCCAGUGGGCAACAGUAGCAAUAUUCAUUAUAUGAAGAUCUAUGUCUUGAAUGGGAUAUGGCCGGGAUCAGCAACCUCCGGCACUCCAGUUGUUCUCAAACUACAACUCCCAGAAUCCUCCUUUCACUUCUGCGGCAGUUCCAUGUGUGCAUGCUGGGAGUUGUAGUUUCACAGCAGCUUGAGUGCCGAAGGGAGACUGAUGUUUCUUGGGUCCAUCUGAGGAUAAGAUAGUCAGGUCUACUAGGUCAUUUGUGAAUCAUCCUAUAAUAGUUCAUGUACAGUAUGUAUAUAUAUAUAUAUAUAUAUAUAUAUGUAUGUGCCGUGAAAGAAUGUCUGCGUGGUUCAAUUGUUAACGGACACAAAAUUGUGAAGGUGAACAGCAAAACUGUGCGGCCAUUAGAAAUAUACAAUAGUGACCAAUGAAUGGCUCUAAAUGGGGUUGUCUUCUGCUGGAAUUUUGGAGCCUACUACUUUGUCAGAGCCUGGGCCCACCAGAAGAUACUUGGGGGGGGGGUUGCGCCUAAUGCUGACAGCCUAUGGACAUCAUGAUACUGUAUACUACGGUAUAUGUAUAUGUAUAUAUAUAUAUAUAUACUGCAUGUACAUUCAUUGUAAAAAAAAAUACUGCACCAAGUAGUAGUAGUUGGAGUGUAAAUUAAUGCAAUGAUGAUAUAUGUACAUGAUUACAAUAUUAGAGCGAAAGGAGAAGUUUAUUGGGAAAACUGUACAAUGGAAAGGAGCCUCUAGGGCCACCCUUAGACUGGAUACAAGAUGAGAUAUGGUUAAGCAUGGAGGCAUACAGGGUUGAGCUACCUUCGGCACUCCAGCUGCUGUGAAACUACA
Molecule: messenger RNA, 2529 nt
Organism: Bufo gargarizans (Asiatic toad)
Lineage: Eukaryota; Metazoa; Chordata; Amphibia; Anura; Bufonidae
Gene: BHLHA15
Product: basic helix-loop-helix family member a15
Exons: 2
Coding region: 175-711 (178 amino acids)
Molecular function (GO): protein dimerization activity
Source: RefSeq, a predicted model, not a curated record